Messenger RNA from Morone saxatilis (striped sea-bass), 1167 nucleotides. Its product is annotated as testis-specific serine/threonine-protein kinase 2-like. Lineage: Eukaryota; Metazoa; Chordata; Actinopteri; Moronidae. The transcript is spliced from 6 exons. Bases 1 to 1167 code for a protein of 388 amino acids. Gene Ontology annotation, biological process: mitotic cell cycle; protein phosphorylation; regulation of cytokinesis. Gene Ontology annotation, cellular component: centrosome; cytoplasm; spindle pole. The record is from RefSeq and is a predicted model, not a curated record. Gene Ontology annotation, molecular function: ATP binding; protein kinase activity.
AUGGGGAAGCAAGGGAACAAACCCAAACCAUCUCCACAGGCUGGGCCCAUGGCGGCCCAGUGUGAUAUUAUCGGUAGAGUGAGGGGGCACAGGGAUACGAAGGGAUGCAACACACCUACUCCCCUCAAACCCUCACCCCCCGACCCUCCCUCUCCGUCUUCCGCUCUGUCUCUCUGCCAGCAGCUGACCCCUGACAGAGUGGUAUGUGUUGGAGAUAAUGCAGGAGAGGUGUGCUGCGCAGCUCAGUUCAGCAAGCAGGUCAGCGCUUCAAGAUGUCAUGAAGAGGAGCUGGCAGGCGAAGAGCAGCCACAGCAGAUGCAGACCGACACUCCCAGGCCCUGGAGCGAACGCACCAACACAAAUGCCUGCUCAGGCAACCGGAAGAGAUGCGAGAUGCCUUCACAUCAGACGUUAAUGGUCAUUGAACGUGACAGGAACCUUUCUGAGGUCUAUGUGGUGAUGGAGCUCUGUGCAAAAGGAGACCUCUUGAAGCAUAUCAAUGUCAAGGGGGCCUUACCCGACCAUUCAAGCUGGAGGUUUUUCACACAGCUGUGUGAGGCCAUCCAGUAUCUUCACAGCCGAGACGUAGCCCACAGAGAUAUAAAAUGUGAGAACCUGCUGCUGGACAGGUAUCACAACCUCAAAGUGUGCGACUUUGGGUUCAGCAAGAGUUUGACUUACAUAGACGGGCGGAUGGUGCUCAGUGAAACUUACUGUGGCACCUCGUCCUACGCAGCACCUGAGAUUUUGAGAAGCUUUCCAUACAACCCCAAAGUGUCAGAUGUGUGGAGUAUGGGUAUUGUGUUGUAUAUGAUGCUCUAUGCAACAAUGCCCUAUGAGGCCAACAACGUUACGAGGAUGGUGGGAAUUCAAAUGCAGCACAAUAUCGACUUCCCAAACAGUCCGUCUGUUUCUUUUGAGGCAAAAGACCUCAUCCGAAGCCUUUUGCACCCUGUUGUGGAGAAGCGGAUUACGAUCAGCAACAUAUUGCAGAGCUCCUGGGUCUUGCGGGAAGGGAGAAUGGAGGACACUGAUGCGGACCCCACAUCACAUGCUGGGUCUGGCCAAGGAGGACCUACAGAUGAAAAGGCCAAAGAAGAGGAGAAACUUACAAAAAACUGCUCAGAUCCAGGGGAAGGACCUUCAACUGCUGCCACAAGACACUGA